AUAUAGUAGUCCGCACGCCUAUAAAUCAUUGAACCGGUAGGUGUGAGGCUUGAAGGCUUCCGCUCAUAUUAUUACUCAUUUCUUAGCAGCUAGGCAAAACAACAUAAAUGAAGAGAGGUUCAAUGAAGCUGCUAGCGUUUUCCCUGUGCCUUUUCGUUCUUGCAUCUUUGUUGAGCAAGGGUUUGAUAGAGGCGCAAAUAAGCGCAGGAACAAACAAGGAGCAAUUGAUUGUGAGUGGGCAGGUCUGCAAGUCUCACGAUGACUGCAAAUCCAACGCUGCUAAUAAUGGCCGCCAUUUCUGUAUCAAAGACGUUGCUGGAUCUGAAACGGGUCAUUGUGCCGGCUUUGAUCCCGCCAUUGAGACGGAGCUGAAGAAAAAGAAGAAAAAGAAGCCAAAGAAGGGUGGCUGCGGGAAGUGUGAAUCUGACGAUGAUUGCAAGGGCUGUCCAGCAGCAGCUGCUUGCGAAAAAAUCAUUUUGAAUGGCUUUUGCGCCUGAAUCAAUACAAUAAUUAAUUGCGCAGUAUUUAUAUUACUAAUAAUAAUAAUUGUCAUAUGCUUGUUCCUGGCACAGACUAGCAUAAAAAAACACCGUGUGUUUUAUGUACCUAAAUAAAUAAAUGUAUUACGUAGUAUAUUCUCUAUAUCUUUCUUUCAUAUAUAACUAAUAUAAGAGUAAGAGC
Molecule: messenger RNA, 681 nt
Organism: Cuscuta epithymum
Lineage: Eukaryota; Viridiplantae; Streptophyta; Magnoliopsida; Solanales; Convolvulaceae
Source: the annotation of a GenBank genome assembly